Messenger RNA from Solea senegalensis (Senegalese sole), 1246 nucleotides. RefSeq names its product SPRY domain containing 4 (gene spryd4). The record is from RefSeq and is a predicted model, not a curated record. Lineage: Eukaryota; Metazoa; Chordata; Actinopteri; Pleuronectiformes; Soleidae. Gene Ontology annotation, molecular function: protein binding. The transcript has 3 exons. The coding region runs from base 1 to 744 and encodes 247 amino acids.
AUGUAUACACAGCAGCAGCAGCAGAGGAAACAAGUGAGCAGCAGCAACAGCGUCAGUGAAAACAUGGCGGUGGUUCGCUGUGCCGCUGUCCGUCUCUGUCCUCUGGCAGGACGAGCUGUCACCUUCGUGUCCGCCGCUCACAGCAGGCGGACCGUCGGCCUGUCAGCGAGGAGAGGCUACGUGUUCACCACCACGGGGAGCAAUCUGCAGUUCAGGCUUGAUGAGCGAACAGCCCACAGUAGUCUGGACCUCUUCAAGAAAGACACAGGUGUUAUCUACCGUAUCCUGGGUCUAGACCCCAGCAAAGUGCAAGACAACCCAGAGCGUUUCCGAGACUGGGCCGUCGUCUUCGGUGAUGAGAAGAUCGGUGGCGGGCGACACUACUGGGAGGUGACGGUCAGAAAGUCACAAGAGUUUCGUCUUGGAGUGGCCGAAGCGUCGAUGUCCAGGGACGACUGCGUGGGCACCGACAGCUCCUCCUGGGUGUUCGGCUACGCUCAGCGCAAGUGGUUUGCCAUGACCAGCAAUAAGAUAGUUCCUGUGAUGCUGGUAGGAAAGCCGGACCGUGUCGGCAUCCUGCUCGACUACGAAGCAGGGCUCUUGGGGCUGGUGGACGUUGAGAAUCCCAGGAUCAUUCACAACUUCAAAGCUAAAUUCAACGCUCCUCUCUGCCCUGCGUUUGGACUUUGGGACGGGGAGCUGCUCACACACUCUGGUCUGGAGGAGCCUGAAGGCCUGAAGUGAGGCUAUGAUUGUUGGCUGCAUUUGUUAGCAGGGCUUCAUUUAUCACAGUGUCAUUUUGCAGGAAAAUGCACAUUAUCGUCCUUGGAAAUGAUUCACAGAAUAACCAAAAGUGCUGGUUAUGUUUCUGUGGGCAACAAGGGACUCUAGGCAAUGUAUGUUCUUACGUUGCAUUGUAUUCAAACCCCUCCCCUUCAUCAAUCUACAGCCCAUGAUAAGUGCAGCAACAUAAAAAAAUAUGAAUGCAGUGGUGCUUUCGUAUUUGACAAAUGUUUUUCAGCCUCAGGCCUUCAGACGUUUUCAUUAGUACCUCAUAUAUUACCUCUCACAAUAUCUGAUGUGAAGAAGAGGGUGUGUUCUUUGAGAAUGUUGACUUUGUUAUUUUCUUCUUUUUUUUUUUACACUUUGUAAUCACAUUUCAGUCACAAAACUUAAGUCUCUGCAAAACCUUUCUCCAGCCUCAUGUUCAUACUGCAUUGUUUAUAAAACAAAAUCACUGAAAAUA